AUGGCUACAAGCACAACUAAUGUGAAUGACCUACCUCAGUGCAAUGCAAAUACUCCUGACCCUAAUGAAACUUGUUUGGACAACGAGCCUAGGAUUCAUAUGUGUUUUGAUACAAUGGAAGAUGCAAAGAAAUUUUACACGAAUUACGCCAUUACAUGUGGAUUUGCUGUGAGGACAAGAACUUCAAAAAAAGAUAAGGACAACAAUGUGUACUACUUGCGAUUAGUUUGUUCAAGGGAAGGAAAAUAUGUAUCUUCCAUCAAACCUGAGGUGAAAACACUUCCAAGUCAAACAAAUCAAUGUCCAGCUGGCAUUACCAUUGCAAGGAAGGACAAUAAAUGGUUUAUAAGGAUAGUCGCGCUAGAUCACAGCCAUGACCUAUGCCCGAAUACAUCUAAGCUAAUUCCUGGGAAUAGAAAAUUAAGCAUGCAAGUCAAACACACGUUGAAGGUCAAUGACGAUGCGGGAGUUGGAAUAAAUAAGAGUUUCCUUAGCAUUGUUAGCGAUGCAGGUGGAUUUGAGAACAUGGAAUUCGUGGAACGAGAUGCACGAAACUGCAUUGUGCAACACAGAAGAUCUUUAUGUAAGGACGAUGAUGGUCAAGCCCUCUUACGACACUUCUCAUCAAUGAAAGAUUUAAACAAUGACUUCUUCUAUGACAUUGCAUUGGACGAAGGAAAUAGAAUAUGUAGUGUGUUUUGGGCAGAUGUAAGAAGUAGAGCUGCGUGUGAAGAAUUUGGUGAUGUUGUGUCAUUCGACACCACUUACUUGACAAAUAAGUAUGGCAUGCCAAUUGCGUCGUUUGUAGGAGUUAACCAUCAUCGUCACUCCAUUUUACUUGGAUAUGGAUUGCUUUCUUUCGAAGACACUGCGUCAUUUGUGUGGUUGUUUGAAUCUUGGUUGAGAUGCAUGGGAAAUAAGGCCCCUGAUGGCAUUAUAACGGAUCAAUGCAGGGCAAUGGCGAAUGCCAUUGAAGAGGAUUUUCCAAAUACAAGACACGGGUGGUGUUUAUGGCACAUAAUGAAGAAGUUGCCCGAAAUAUUUCAAGGCUUCAAAAAUUAUGUUGCCAUCAAAACAAAUAUACAUGUAUUUGUCUAUGACUGUGGGUCACCAACGGACUUUGAGAAUGGAUGGGAAGAACUAGUAACGAAGCAUGCAUUAGAGGGGAAUGAUUAA
Molecule: messenger RNA, 1176 nt
Organism: Vigna radiata var. radiata (mung bean)
Lineage: Eukaryota; Viridiplantae; Streptophyta; Magnoliopsida; Fabales; Fabaceae
Product: protein FAR-RED IMPAIRED RESPONSE 1-like
Exons: 1
Coding region: 1-1176 (391 amino acids)
Source: RefSeq, a predicted model, not a curated record